Antechinus flavipes (yellow-footed antechinus) is the source of this 1801-nucleotide messenger RNA. It is a transcript of the gene DNALI1, whose product is annotated as dynein axonemal light intermediate chain 1. Gene Ontology annotation, molecular function: dynein heavy chain binding. The transcript has 6 exons. Bases 84 to 863 code for a protein of 259 amino acids. Gene Ontology annotation, cellular component: axoneme; filopodium. The record is from RefSeq and is a predicted model, not a curated record. NCBI's taxonomy places the organism in Eukaryota, Metazoa, Chordata, Mammalia, Dasyuromorphia, Dasyuridae.
UGGUAGUAGCGGGGUGGGGGUGGGGCCUCAGUUUCCAUGGUGACAGUAAACAAGGCUGCGGAGCCACUGCUGCAGCAGCCACCAUGAUUCCCCCAGUUGACUCUCUGCUCAAGUAUGACACCCCGGUGCUAGUGAGCCGGAACACAGAGAAGCGGAGCCCCAAGGCCCGUCCCCUGAAGGUCAGCCCCCAGCAGCCAGUGGUUACAGGGCCAAUCCCACAGCCACCUAAAAGCAAGGCCGUCCCUUCUACUUCUGCUGCCCCAGACCCCUCCAAGCAGGCUGAAGAGAUUCUGAACUCCAUCUUGCCACCCAGAGAAUGGGUGGAAGAUACUCAGCUAUGGAUCCAGCAGGUGUCCAGCACCCCCAGCACCAGGAUGGAUGUGGUGCACCUUCAGGAGCAGCUGGACUUGAAGCUGCAGCAGCGACAGGCUCGGGAGACUGGAAUCUGCCCAGUGCGCAGGGAGCUCUACUCCCAGUGCUUCGAUGAGCUGAUCAGAGAAGUGACCAUAAACUGCGCGGAGCGGGGCUUGUUGCUGCUCCGAGUCCGGGAUGAGAUCCGCAUGACCAUUGCCGCGUAUCAGACCCUGUACGAAAGCAGCGUGGCCUUUGGCAUGAGGAAGGCGCUCCAAGCCGAGCAAGGGAAGUCCGACAUGGAGAGGAGGAUUGCAGAUUUGGAGACAGAAAAGAAAGAUUUGGAGAGGCAAGUGAAUGAACAGAAGGCCAAGUGUGAGGCCACGGAGAAGCGGGAGAUUGAGAGGAGGCAGGUAGAAGAGAAGAAGCACAAUGAAGAGAUUCAGUUCCUGAAGCGCACCAAUCAGCAGCUGAAGGCCCAACUGGAAGGCAUCAUUGCACCAAAGAAGUGAAGAUUUCUACGUGGGCCCCAAUGAAAACUAUCCCUAUAUAAACAGUCCCCUGUAAUAAAAAGCUACAGUUUAGUGAGUGAACCAGCCCAAGCCCAUGGCCUCCAGAAAAAAAAAAAUACCAUGUAACAUUCAAACCAUAGCCUAAAUGCCCUGAAAAUACUUCAAGAUUUGGUAGCAAUGCCCAAGUUUGGACGAUGGGAAUUCAUGUCUCCCAGAUGUCUUCCAUACUUGUCAGACAGUUCUGGAAUUAGCUAAAAGCCCUCUUGGCAUUGCUCAAUAUAGAUUCCUGAACAAGGGUUGUCCAGCUCAGUUGAAAUGGCAAUUAUCGCACCUUCUCUCCUACAGCCAAGCAAAGUGGCUCCUUCUCCCUCAAACUCUAGUUUUCUAUAUUUCUUAUUCCCUCACCAGCGCUUCUCCCAAUGCUUGCUACUUGUUCCACUCCUCCAAAGGGUUGCCUCUCUGGGGUCAGUCUUUCCCUAACUGUAGUCUUUAAGACAUGUUUUUAUGCUUUGCUUCGAGUUAGCCCAGUCCUUCUAAUAAAUCAACCACUAUGGCCUCUGCUGCUUCAAACUGCCAACAGCUAUUUCUCUUCAGAGGAAGUAAGAUUUUAAUGUUCAUGGUUUUGUUUGGUGUUUGCUAGAAAGAAAUCUGAGUCAUGCAUAUCUAUCACAAGGAGGUCCCAUACAUACACCCCGGCAAGCUAUUUCAGAAAUUAUCAACCUAUUUAAGAAAGUUUCUGUUGCUGGACUUGCUCUUAGACUGCAGAAAGAAGACAUAUCCUCUAAAUAGCCACACCAAAUUAGACUAAUCAAAACCCCAAGAAGCAACCUUGAUUUAAAUCAUCUGCUAAACCAAUCAGUGAGAAGUAACCACAGAUGGCUACUACUCUUGCUCAAAAGGAUAAACUUUCAAAUCAAAGUAAAAUAAAUCCAAAUCAG